This is a messenger RNA of Dracunculus medinensis (Guinea worm), 1866 nucleotides long. The record is from the annotation of a GenBank genome assembly. NCBI's taxonomy places the organism in Eukaryota, Metazoa, Nematoda, Chromadorea, Rhabditida, Dracunculidae.
AUGUUUGCGAGUUUUUUGCAACGAUUAGUUGCGAUUCGCCUUGCCUCUGUUACAGAAAUGAUAUCGCCUUCGCUAGUUACAAAAUUUGAUCGACGAUCUUUUUCUCGCGAGCAAAAAAAAUUGCUCAAAGCUCAACAAAAAUUGAAAGAAAAGCAAGAAAGGGAAGCUGUUCGAAGUACGACUGCGGAUGAGCCUGAAAAACAGAAAAAUAAUGAUAAAACUGAUCCAUCUGAUCCGCAGGAAUAUUUCAACAUGCGACUUUCCAUGAUCAAUAAAAGACGAAAAAAUGGUGAAAAUCCAUUUCCGCACAAGUUUCAAGUGACAGUAUCGCUAGCAGAUUUCGUUAAAAAAUACGAUCAUAUAGAAAAUGGCACAGUACUUGUAGAUACUAUUGUUAAUAUUGCAGGUCGCAUAUUUUCGAAGCGAGAGUCAGGUGGAAAACUAAUUUUUUAUGAUCUUCACGGCGAAGGCUUGCGAUUACAAAUUUUGGCUAAUGCUAGAUAUCACAAUGGACAAGAAUCAUUUAGUGAUGUUCAUGACCGAAUAAGACGUGGAGAUAUUGUUGGUGUUCGUGGACAUCCAGCUCGAUCAAAAAAUGGUGAACUUAGUAUUACUCCGGUUGAGGUCGUUCAAUUAACACCUUGCAUGCAUAUGCUUCCUCACACUCAUUAUGGCUUAAAAAAUCAAGAAACGAGAUAUCGCAUGCGAUAUUUGGACCUAAUAAUGAAUCCUCCUAUCAAAGAAAAGUUCGUCAUUCGUGCAAAAAUAAUUACUUUCUUGCGGCAAUAUUUAGAUAACCUUGGAUUCUUGGAAGUUGAGACUCCUCUUAUGAAUCAGAUCGCUGGUGGCGCAAAUGCUAAACCUUUCAUUACUUAUCACAAUGAGCUUGAUAUGAAGCUUUUUUUACGAGUAGCUCCAGAACUUUACCAUAAGAUGCUAGUCGUGGGUGGUAUCGAUCGAGUCUACGAAAUUGGUCGCUCGUUUAGAAAUGAAGGAAUCGACUUGACUCACAAUCCAGAAUUUACGACUGUUGAAUUUUACAUUGCUUAUGCGGAUUACGAAGAUUUGAUGAAAUUACUGGAAGACAUGUUCUCAAGUAUAUUCAUUUAUUUGCUGGGAGUUUAUUUGCAAGUGUGCUUUAUAAAAAAAAAAAUGGUACAUGCAGUUUAUGGUACCUAUAAAAUCCCAUAUAACCCAAACGGUCUUGGUGAAGAACCGGUUUACGAGGUCGAUUUUACGCCUCCCUUCAAAAGAGUUUACAUGUAUGAUGAUCUGCAAAAAAUUCUGGGAGUUCAGUUUCCUUUGCCUGAUGACUUAGAAACUGCAGAGGCAAACGCUUUCUUCAGUAAUCUCGCUAUUGAAAAAGACGUUGCAUGUCCUGAACCAAGGACGACUGCAAGGCUAAUCGAUAAAGUUUCUUAUUUUAUUAAUGAAAUGAGCAAUUUUAUUUCACCGACAUUCUUAAUUGGACAUCCUCAAGUGAUGUCCCCGUUAGCAAAGUGGCAUCGGUCGAUUCCUGGAUUAACUGAACGUUUCGAAUUAUUUGGUGUCACUAAAGAAUUAGCGAAUGGUUAUACCGAAUUAAAUGAUCCAAUUACUCAGCGAUCAAGAUUUGAACAACAAGCUAAGGAUAAACAAGCUGGAGACGAUGAAGCUCAGCCUAUUGAUGAAAACUUUUGUACUGCUCUUGAAUAUGGAUUGCCUCCAACAGCUGGUUGUGGUAUUGGUAUUGAUCGUUUGACUAUGCUGCUUACUAAUAGCACUAAUAUUAAGGAAGUGAUGUUUUUCCCAGCAAUGCGACCUGAUGAACAGAAAAGUGUCCACCAGGGAUUUGUUGACAUGGAAAAAACAGAUAAGAAAUCAUAA